Messenger RNA from Metschnikowia bicuspidata var. bicuspidata NRRL YB-4993, 984 nucleotides. RefSeq lists its product as uncharacterized. The record is from RefSeq and is a predicted model, not a curated record. Bases 360 to 896 code for a protein of 178 amino acids. NCBI's taxonomy places the organism in Eukaryota, Fungi, Ascomycota, Pichiomycetes, Serinales, Metschnikowiaceae. The transcript has a single exon.
GCUUAAAACAGUCCCGCCAGGCAAUCCACCACUGUGCACACCCUCCCCAGAGAUGAUCCACUAUUCGGCACACCACCCCAAGUAAUACGCCCGCCAGCUACGCAGACCCCCACUAGGCAGCACGCCACGCGGGGCGGGCCGGCCCAGCCGCUGUUGCAAAACCCAGCCUCGCCACCGCACAUGGAAACACGCCGUGCAAAACACGAAAAAACACGCCGUGCAAAACACGAAAAAACACGUCCCCGCCAUCCGGCCCCAGGCACAGGCCCCAGGCACAGGCCCCGUUCCACGGCGGCCGCCGUUUCAGCUCCGCCGCCCUGAAACCGGCGUGGCACAUCCCGUAUUUACCUUCGGCCCCCAUGUGGCCGCGUGCGUCAGCCCCCGUCACCCCACGCUCCCUAUUGUCCUUGCACUCGGGUUUUUUGACGGGGCCCGCUGUAUUUUCUUUUCGCAGCUCGCCUUCCUGUUUGGGCACGCGUGCUGCGACCGCCGCUGCGCUGCUCACUGGCCCGGCCUGUUCCUUUAUAUUCGCCUGUGUGCCCGCGCCCCAGGCCCGGCCCCAGAAACCACGGCCGGCUUCUUCCCUCACUGCCACGCCAUCCCCCACCCGCUUUUCCUUUCCUGCUGCCCGCCUCCCAGCCGCCCAGCACCCUUCUUAUUUUCCCUGUGGUUUUUCGUUGUUGUUGUUUUUUUGCAGCCUGCCGCCCGCCGCCUUGGCCCUCGCUAGUCUUGCUAUUUGUGCCCCCACCAUUGGCCGCCCCUCCGCACCGGUGCCUCUGCCCCCCAGCCAUACUUACCCGGCGCCAGGAUUUUAUUUUUUUUUCCCGCGCCCAGCCCGCAAACUCUCCACGCGUUUCGCCAGGCAAAUCAGCACCGAGCCACGCACAUCGCACUGAGCAAAAAACACCCUGCGCUUUUUCUGCCACGCCCCCGUCCCCCAACACGGCCCCUCUGCACCCACACGGCCCCCGCCCACAAACACGG